AGGAAAAGGGACUGUUACCUUCAGGGUGAGGUAUCUAGGCUGGAAAAGCAAGUCCUAGAUCUUAAUGCUCAUAUUGCUCUUUUGACAUCCAAGUUAGAAAAGGGAAUGCUGCAGCACCUCCAGCAGAAGCUGCAGUCAGUGUGCUGUGGGACUCAGGGCUGUAAACACCCUGGCAGGGAAGAAAUGGAAUGGAAGGCUUGCAUUGAAAAUGUGGAGCAUGAUGUGAAAAGCCACCUUAAGGCAUUUCAGCAAAAUCUGAAGUUCUUGAGGGAAAUGGAAGAGAACACUAGAAGAGAACAGGCAGACCUGCUGACUGAACUGCAGUGCUGUCACAACACUGAAGACUUCCUCAGAACAAAACUGGAAGAAUCUCAUCAUCAUGUCUAUAGUUUACAAUUAUCUGAAAUCAAACUCAAGGAAAAAGUGGAAGAGCUUUUAGAUGAAAACAGAACUUUAAAAGAUCAAGGUACUAUGAAGCUGAAAAAGAAGAAAGAAAAAUACUCUGAACUUACAAGAUUGGUGGAUGAGGACAACAGUGUUUACUUGAAUGGAGAUCUAAUUCAGGAUGAAGUUCAGAAUUUGAAAUGGAAGGCGGUCUUGGAUUCACUCAGAAGCAGAGCUACUCAAACUCCAGUUGUGCUGCUAUAUGGUAAAGAGUCUGAAACAGCAGCCUGUAGUUGUGAGGGACUAAAGCAGAUGGAGGAGCUACCAGAAGACCUUGUACCAGUUUUGGAAUGCAGUUCCAGUGCCCUUGUGAAAGUUGCUGGUCUAGCUGAGACUGAGCAGGUCACCCUUGGACCACAGAAGGCAAAUACUCUAGAGGACAGUUUCACUUUGCUCAGGUGUACCCCAAGUCAUCAGGCAGCAGGAUUGCUUCCCCUUUGUUCUGGGAAGUUACCCAAUGAUGAGACAAGUAAGGAAACCAAAGAUGAAGAAACCUUUUUUCUCUUGAAGGAGCACACUGUAACUACACCAGUGAAGAUAUUCCCUGCUUCUGUGGUUGAAUUUUUGAUGAGUGAGAAGUUCCAACUGACCUUUUUUGAGCCUGGAAGAUGUCACAUAACAGCUUUCACCACUGAGAAGGAAGUGAGGAAUUCAAGUUUCUGUGAGACAAAUACUAGUCUUUGGUCUCAUGGCCUUUGCAUUGUUGCAAAAGGAGGAUUUUAUGACAGAGCUACUGAAUUUCUUCAUGAAAUGUUUCCUUCCACUGUGGCUGGAAUUUUCACAGCAUCUCUAGAAGAAUUCAACAUGGAUGAUGAAAAGUAUCCCCAAAAAAUCUUUACAGGGAAAGCUGAAAGAGAGGAAAUACAGAAUGAUGAAGCCCAACAACAACAGGUGAGCUGUGAUCUUGAGAAAAGUUCUAAAUUUUCCUACAAAACUGAAUUAUUCAGUCCUGGGAAGCCAGGAGUGGAAGCCAGAGAGAGUCUCCAUAGCAUGCAGGGUGCCCAGAGUUUUCCUGUUGAUUUUAAAGUCUUUAAAAAAUGUUUUGAGGGGAGUCCUGAACUAAUGCAGAAAGAAGAAAAUAUUUCAGAAAACUGCAUCCCUGAUGUGAAUAGUGGAUAUAAUGGAGAAGACAGAAUUGAAAUGGUAGAGAACGGAAAGCAGGCUCAGAAACCAGCUCACCAAACGAGCCCCUCCAGCAAUAUUCACCUGAAAAAAAGGAAAGACCAGACCUUGAAACUACAUGACCCAAAUAGGAAUUUCUCAUGUCAAAAAUUAGCUGCUAAAAAUGUGCAACAUGAAUGCUCUCUGAAUUUUUUUUCAUUGGGUGAAGAGAGGUAUCCACUAAACUUGCUGUUUCCUCUGCAAGAGAGGCCUGUGUGCUUAAGCAAACUAUUCCAGCCAGGGAGCAGUUUUUAUAAGUGUUUCUCUCCUCUGUCAGGCUGGGAAGCUGGAAAUGAAUGUGAUGUGAGAAUAUCUGUACUGGAAAAAGCAGUGGCUGCAUGUUCUCAGAGGAUAUUUCUGCUGAUGCAAGAGAAUGAGAAUUACUCCAAAAAAAUCUGUGUAUUGCAGCAGGAGAAUGACAGAUAUGCUCAGAUGAUGUGUGCCCUGGAAGAAGAGAUGGAUGCAUAUUUUCAAUAUGUUUUAGCAGCAGAUGAAGGUAACGUUGUUUCAUUCCAAAACUUACUUAAUGAGAAAGAAGUUGCUGGUGGAUGUUAUGAUAACUUUACAGAAGAAAGCACGAUUACCCCAGGAACAUUUUUAGUUGCAGCUUUUUCUGAGAAUCUCUCAUAUGUUGAAGAGAAAAACAGGAAUUCUGAAAAAGAAUCAUGGACAAUUGCAUCAAAUAAACUUCAUGGGAGCGUUCUAUCCCUGAAUGGAAGGAAAAUGAGGCACUUCCAGCUGCUUUCUGACCUGAAAGAAGAAAGAAGCAGAUGCUUGAAAGAAAUGGCUAAAUUAUUACAAGACAAAGAGAACUAUGUGGCAAAAUAUAUUGAAUUAAUGCAAGAGAGAAAGAGAAAUUUACAAAGAAUAGCCCUUUCAGAAGGUGAAAAAGAAACCUUGUUGGAACAUUUGGCAGAGAUAAAGUGUGAGCAAGACAAAUACAGGGCCUUAGUUUCAGAACUCCAAGACUGCAAAACUAGCUGUUAUCAAACCAUUUCUGACUUACAGGAGGAAAAAUGUGUACUGCAAAGAGAGAUAGACAGACUCAAGCAAGAAACUUCGGAACAGCUUGAUGAACUUCAGAAAGCAAAUGCAAACUUUAUUUUAGAAAAUAGAAAUUUAAAAGAGGUAAUGUCUUCUUUGGGUUUCACCUAUGAAGAGCUGAGAAAAGAGAAGAGUAUAGGAACAAACAAAAAUAUAGUAAAACUAAAAGAAGAAAGUUGUCAACCUGGUCUUAAGCCAAAGGAAGUUGAAACAGCGUGUAGUGUGACACAAACUGAGGAACAGGGAGUUCUGGCUAUGGAUCCUUCCGAUUAUUCCCCUGGGAAAAAGGGCAGCAUGUUUGAAAGCUACAGUAUGAUGAAAGAGCAAGUCAGAAAGGUGGAAGAGAAACUAAAAAUACAGGAAAAGGAAUUAGAAAAAUCAAAAAAAGCGGCUCAGAAGUGGUACAGAGAGCUUGGUUUUGCUGAAACAAGGUAUGAAGAAACCAAAACUCGUUUGGUGCAGGCUCUCUCAGAAUUAGACCACCUUAAACAAGAAGUUGGGGACAAAAUGCAGGGAAAGCAGCACUGCAAAUUAAUGCCUGCGUACACAUUGAAGGAUGCCCAGGAAAAAGAGGUGAAUAAAAUAGCCAGUAAGAGAUUAGAGCAGCAAGUGUUGACCUUGAAAGCCCAGCUCAGGGACCAGGCUGCAUUGCAAAAUCAGUUUUAUGACUUGCAGAAUGAAGUGGAACUCCUUCAGGCUCAGCUGUGUGAAAAGGAGAAAGAACUGCAGAAGAGGAAGUCUGAAGUGAAAUUGACAUUAGCUCCUCUGAAGGCCAAGCUGGCUUGCCUCACCCAAAAGUGCCAGGAAAGGAACAGCUUCAUUAGGAGAAUGCAUGAUGAAUUCCACAGGAAAGGAUUUAUGAACUCUGCAUUGGAUGAAGAGAUGAAGAGUCUGGUGAAUGACAUGACCCUGGCAGAGUACACGGUUGCUUUUACACCAGUGUGUGAUCAAGAGACGCUGCCUUCCUCCACAGAUGUUUCACAGGCUAAUGGACAGCCAGAGGAUCGUGUGGCACGUGCCAAAGGGAGUGGGGUGACUGGGUCAGUACCUGCAGACUCUCAGCCAGGGAUGGGUGGCCCCCACAGUUCUCCCCUCACCCCAAACGUGUGUGCUGGUUCUUCUGUCACAGUAGCAAGCCCAGAGAGGAUCACAGCCUUGCAUCAAGAACUAAGAGAAAGCCACCCCAAAAACUGCCAGAUACCUUCAGCUGUCCCCUCCAGCUCAGACCCAUGGGCUGGUCCCAGCCUGCCCAUGACCCACAGGGAAGCCCCCUGGCCUGUGCUGCCAGGGAUGCAGGAUGCUGCAGUGCCCCUGGGCCGUGCCGGGCUCCGGGCAGUGGAGGGGAGGGAUCGGCCGUCGGAACACGAUGAUAAAUUCUGGGGUCAGAUAGGAAACCAGCCUGCAGGUGCUAUUGCCCAGGGAAUGAAACACAAAAAUGCCAUUAUGAAUAAGGCAUGGCUCUCUAGAGAAAAAACAGAUGGCUCAACCUCAGCUACCACAGCAGAAAGCUAUUUGCCAGACGUGUUGUCAGCAAGUAAUAAAGGUCGAUAUCCUGUGGGGAGAAAUCAGCUGCAUGGGAAAGAAUAA
Serinus canaria (Common canary) is the source of this 4236-nucleotide messenger RNA. RefSeq names its product chromosome 4 C4orf50 homolog (gene C4H4orf50). The transcript is spliced from 11 exons. Bases 106 to 4236 code for a protein of 1376 amino acids. The record is from RefSeq and is a predicted model, not a curated record. Lineage: Eukaryota; Metazoa; Chordata; Aves; Passeriformes; Fringillidae.